AUGACCGAAGCGGCCCCCACCGUCUCCUCUGUCGGCUGCAAAUUCGAACCCGUGGAUCUCGAGAACUGUCCUACGAUUGACUCUGGCCUACCACAUGAACUUUGGACUAUAGUUCAGUCGGCUCAGGCAACAUUCUCUCCAGAAUUCUUCCUUGAGGUCAGCCGUAACCUUCUAGAAAAUCCUAAUCUGACUGCGUCACACCUCGCCCGGGCUGAACUCUCCUACCAAAGUUUCAUGGAUGCUUCGUUCAACCCAAAGGCAGAGCACCCACAUGAACUCGCUAAGAUUGUAAAGCAUUUGAAGGUUGACCACCAACCGAUCCUCAUUCCGGAAGGGUAUCCUGGCUAUUUGCUCGAAUGGACCGUUGUUAGGAAGUUGAUUCCCCGGAACCCUAAGCUCGACAAGCCGUUGAUGCAGACGUGUCAUUUAUUCACAUCCACCGAUGAUGUGAUCGUGAAAAACGGGGAUAGAAAAGAAGAGAUAAUCAAGGCUGAACGCUACCUCGUAGUGUACCUCCCACAUGUUUCCGAUCCAGAGGAAAUUCCCUUCUAUCAUCCCAAAGUGCGAGCUUUGGCUGUGCUUUAUACUUUUCAGCCAGACGCAGCUCCCGGGACUCCUUCAGGAACUCUAUCACUGUACUAUGACCUGUUUCCAGAGAAAGAGUUAGAUAAUCGAUUAUCUCGCACGGCUUUGAAAAUGUUGCAAAUCAUCCACAAGCACUCAAAUGGACGAAUGGCUGGAUACCAAAAACGUGUUCAUCACGAUAUUGUCAUACCGCAAAAGCAGUUUCAAGAUACCUAUGCCUACUUGAAAGGAAAAUAUGCGAGCUCGUUGAUCAAGGAUUGGGUGGAGCAAACGCCUGCCGAGAAACAUGUAUUCGAAGAUCUGGGGAUCGCUGCGUUUCUGAUCGAGCUAUGGACAGACAUGUAUGGUAGAGGAAAGGCCAAUGCGCCUCCCAAAGCGCAUGGUGGUGAAAAAUUGGAAGAGGCCGAAGCAGAUAAUGAAUCCGUCACGCCAGUUGAAGCGGGUCUAAGCAAUCAUCGACGAGUCACAGCCAAGACAAAUUUCCCGGGUUUCGUCGACAUUGGGUGUGGGAACGGCUUACUCGUUUGGAUUCUAUCUCAAGAAGGUUGGGAUGGGUGGGGCUUUGACGUAAGAGCGAGGAAGACUUGGGACACGUUUCCGGAGAGCGUGAGGGACAAGUUGAAGGAAAUGCUGCUGGUGCCGGAAGUGCUAAAACUGCUUCCUACAACAACGUCAACUUUGAACCAAGAAGAUCAAGUACUCGGGUCUUCGUCUACGGGAAACAUACACAAUGGUAUCUUUCCGAAAGGAACCUUUAUCAUCGCCAACCACGCCGAUGAGCUCACGAUUUGGACACCUUUCCUCGCUUCCCUCUCCCAGUCACCCUUCAUCGCAAUCCCAUGCUGCAGUCACAAUUUCGACGGCACAAGAUUCAGAGCACCACACUAUCAUCAAAGCUCUGAAGGUAAACCCCAAGACAAGAACUACCCGUCACACAAACCCUCUAGACAGCCCUCCGCAUAUGCCUCUUUCUGCAGCUACAUCACAUAUCUUACCACCAUCAUAGACUAUACUCCUGAGAAAGAAUAUCUGCGUAUUCCGUCUACACGGAAUGUUGCUAUUCUCGGGCGGAAAGCAAGUAGUAAGAUAGAUACAGAAGAGAGGUUGGCUAUUUUGCGGACUAUGGUGGAGGAGGAGACGGGAUUGCCAAUUGGCCUUGUGAGGGAGGGAUGGCUAAAGAGGGGAAGUGGAUUGACGAAGCCUGGUAAGGGAAGUGGUCACUAA
Molecule: messenger RNA, 1809 nt
Organism: Lindgomyces ingoldianus
Lineage: Eukaryota; Fungi; Ascomycota; Dothideomycetes; Pleosporales; Lindgomycetaceae
Product: DUF1613-domain-containing protein
Exons: 1
Coding region: 1-1809 (602 amino acids)
Biological process (GO): tRNA methylation
Molecular function (GO): tRNA (uridine) methyltransferase activity
Source: RefSeq, a predicted model, not a curated record